Molecule: messenger RNA, 366 nt
Organism: Puccinia graminis f. sp. tritici CRL 75-36-700-3
Lineage: Eukaryota; Fungi; Basidiomycota; Pucciniomycetes; Pucciniales; Pucciniaceae
Exons: 5
Coding region: 127-366 (79 amino acids)
Source: RefSeq, a predicted model, not a curated record
AUUUGCGGUUGUGAAGCCUAACAAAGAUUGAAGAUCAUCAAUUAAAGUAGGUUUGAUUGCCUCUAAAAUAUGUUUUGCAGUGGGCGCAGAUUCUGCAGGAUUUUCUUGGAUACAUAGCUCCUUAGAAUGCGCAUAAGAAUUGCGGCUUCCGGCCUCAUCGGCAUCCUGACGAACGCAAUGCCCUCCUUAUUAGAUUACAAUGCAGUGUGGGCAGAGAUAAGAGGCAAGAGUUGUUAUGUAUCACGGCCGUUGGGAUCUCGAGCUCGUAGGUUGCGCUUAGUUGCCUCUGGAAAGUAUGUGUCGAUCGAAGUACGGUGGAAAUCCAUAGGGGAAAUCUCAAGAAUGCCCGACAUGACCUGGAGCUGA